AUGGAUGAUGACGGUGGUGUAAGCAGUGCUCGAAGUCGCAGGCGACAGUGGCCUGGCAAGAAGGAUGUCGGCGUCGUUGGACAGGCGGGAUGGACCAGCAGCGUGAUAAACCUGGUCAACACGAUCGUUGGCGCAGGAGCCCUGGCGAUGCCACACGCCAUAUCUCGCAUGGGCAUGUUUCUGGGAGUAACGGUUGUUCUUUGGGCUGGCCUGACUUCGGCGUUCGGCUUGUACUUGCAGACUCGGUGCGCUCGGUACCUGGAGCGAGGCACCUCUUCCUUCUUCGCCCUCUCUCAGAUCACCUAUCCGAACGCGGCGGUCGUGUUCGAUGCGGCAAUUGCGAUUAAAUGUUUUGGCGUCGGUGUCAGCUAUCUCAUUAUUAUUGGCGAUUUGAUGCCCGGAGUUAUGGAAGGGUUCGUUGGCGGCACUUCCGGAGUUGAUUUCUUAUACGACCGGCAUUUUUGGGUUACUGCGUUCAUGUUGAUUGUUAUUCCGCUGUCUUUCCUACGGAGACUAGACUCGUUGAAAUAUACCAGUAUCGUUGCCUUGAUCUCGAUCGGAUACCUUGUCAUCCUGGUGGUCGCCCAUUUCAUCAAGGGAGACACCAUGGCUGACCGUGGCCCUAUCCACUUUGUUGAAUGGCAAGGCCUCAUUUCUGCUUUAAGCGUUUUCCCUGUCAUUGUGUUUGCGUACACUUGCCACCAGAACAUGUUCUCGAUUCUCAAUGAGAUCGCCAACAACAGCCAUUACAGAACCACAAGCGUGAUUGUGACAUCGAUCGGCAGCGCUGCGGCAACCUACGUCCUAGUCGGUGUAACUGGCUACCUCUCCUUCGGCGAUACCAUUGGCGGGAACAUUGUUGGAAUGUAUGCACCCUCAUUGGCUUCGACAAUUGCCCGCGCAGCCAUCGUCCUCCUUGUCAUUUUCUCCUACCCUCUGCAGAUUCACCCAUGCAGAGCCUCCUUGGAUGCUGUCCUGAAAUGGCGACCAAACGGCAACAAGUCCGCCGCCAACGUCCGCUCGCCAAACCGGAACCCUUUGCUCCCACGAACCAGCCCACCAAACGAUGAAAUGAGCGAUAUGCGCUUUGCAAUCAUAACCACCGUCAUUAUCGUGCUCAGCUACAUCGUUGCCAUGACCGUUUCGUCUCUGGAGGCUGUGUUGGCUUACGUCGGUGCAACCGGAAGCACAAGCAUAAGCUUCAUCCUCCCCGGACUGUUCUACUAUAAGAUCUCCUCCCCAGAGUCAGCUGCCCACCAACGCCUAAUGAAAGAAGACGACGAGCUUGAUGCAGAGGAAAUUUCCAACGAAAUCGAUCCCUCUGCAGAUGCAUCCCAGGGCCUCCUGGGUCGGUCCUACGCCCGCUUCAUGUCUCUCUCCACCAACCAGUGGCGCCGAGACCUUCUCCGCAAGUUGAGUUUGGGCCUCGUAGUGUACGGUGUCGUGGUCAUGGUCGUCUGUCUGGUCACAAACACCUUCUUCCUAGCAUCAGAUAUAAAGGGAUAG
Nannizzia gypsea CBS 118893 is the source of this 1506-nucleotide messenger RNA. RefSeq names its product vacuolar amino acid transporter 6. The transcript has 5 exons. The coding region runs from base 1 to 1506 and encodes 501 amino acids. Gene Ontology annotation, biological process: amino acid transmembrane transport. Gene Ontology annotation, cellular component: fungal-type vacuole membrane. Gene Ontology annotation, molecular function: L-lysine transmembrane transporter activity; L-glutamate transmembrane transporter activity; L-serine transmembrane transporter activity. NCBI's taxonomy places the organism in Eukaryota, Fungi, Ascomycota, Eurotiomycetes, Onygenales, Arthrodermataceae. The record is from RefSeq and is a predicted model, not a curated record.